Messenger RNA from Camelus dromedarius (Arabian camel), 3178 nucleotides. RefSeq names its product lysine acetyltransferase 14 (gene KAT14). The record is from RefSeq and is a predicted model, not a curated record. Gene Ontology annotation, molecular function: histone acetyltransferase activity. The transcript has 10 exons. NCBI's taxonomy places the organism in Eukaryota, Metazoa, Chordata, Mammalia, Artiodactyla, Camelidae. Bases 1 to 2346 code for a protein of 781 amino acids.
AUGGAGAGUAACAUCCACCUGAGCAGCUUGAUCAGCCGGCACGAUGACGAAGCCACGAGAACGUCAACCUCGGAAGGGCUGGAGGAGGGCGAGGUGGAGGGGGAGACGCUCUUGAUUGUUGAAUCGGAGGACCAAGCGUCCGUGGACUUGUCCCAUGACCAGAGCGGGGAUUCGCUCAACAGUGACGAAGGAGAUGUGUCGUGGAUGGAGGAGCAGCUGUCCUACUUCUGUGACAAGUGUCAGAAGUGGAUCCCGGCCAGUCAGCUGAGGGAACAGCUCAGUUACCUUAAGGGUGAUAAUUUUUUUAGGUUUACUUGUUCCGAUUGCUCAGACGAUGGCAAGGAGCAGUACGAGAGACUGAAGCUGACGUGGCAGCAAGUGGUCAUGUUGGCCAUGUACAACCUGUCCCUGGAGGGAAGUGGACGGCAAGGCUACUUCAGGUGGAAGGAAGAUAUCUGCGCUUUUAUUGAGAAGCAUUGGGCAUUUUUACUCGGGAACAGGAAGAAGACUUCAACCUGGUGGAGUACGGUGGCGGGCUGCCUCAGCGUGGGCAGCCCCAUGUACUUCCGCUCGGGUGCUCAGGAGUUCGGAGAACCAGGGUGGUGGAAACUUGUGCACAACAGGCCCCCGACAAUGAAACCCGAGGGAGAGAAGCUGUCUGCCUCCGCUUUGAAAGUGAAAGCCUCAAAACCAACGUUAGAUCCCAUCAUUACGGUUGAGGGACUUAGAAAACGGGCGAGUCGGAAUCCCGUGGAGUCGGCCAUGGAGCUGAAGGAGAAGAGGUCUCGGACUCAGGAGGCGAAGGACAUCAGGAGAGCCCAGAAGGAGGCGGCGGGCUUUCUCGACCGGAGCACUUCUUCCACGCCUGUCAAGUUCGUGAGCCGAGGCCGCAGGCCUGACGUGAUUCUGGAAAAAGGAGAAGUGAUAGACUUCUCGUCGCUGAGCUCCUCCGACCGCACCCCGCUGACAAGCCCGUCUCCUUCCCCGUCCCUGGAUUUCUCUGCCCCGGGCACCCCCGCCUCGCACUCCGCCACGCCCAGCCUGCUCUCCGAAGCCGACCUGAUUCCAGACGUGAUGCCGCCACAAGCCUUGUUUCACGAUGACGACGAGAUGGACGGCGACGGCGUCAUAGAUCCCGGGAUGGAGUACGUCCCGCCCCCUGCAGGGCUGGCCGCCUCGGGGACCGGGGUCGGGGGCCGAAAGAAGGUCAGAGCCCCCGAGCAGAUAAAGCAGGAGGUAGAGAGUGAGGAGGAGAAGCCCGACCGGUUGGACAUCGACAGCGAAGACACGGACUCCAACACAUCCCUACAGACGAGGUCUCGAGAGAAGAGGAAGCCGGCGCUGGAGAAGGACCGAAAGCCCCGGGGUCCCAAGUUCACCCCCGUGAGCAUCUACGAGGAGAAGCUGCUCCUCAAGAGGCUGGAAGCCUGCCCUGGGGCCGUGGCCAUGACGCCGGAGGCUCGGCGCCUGAAGCGGAAACUGAUCGUCAGGCAGGCGAAGAGGGACCGCGGCUUACCGCUCUUCGACUUGGAUCAGGUCGUCAAUGCCGCGCUCCUGUUAGUGGAUGGGGUCUAUGGAGCCAAAGAAGGAGGCGUUUCCAGGCUUCCAGCUGGACAAGCCACGUACAGGACGACCUGUCAGGACUUCAGAAUCCUUGAUCGCUACCAGACUGCCUUGCCGUCCAGGAAAGGGUUUCGGCACCAGACCACCAAGUUUUUGUACCGUUUGGUGGGAUCGGAAGACAUGGCUGUGGACCAGAGUAUUGUCAGCCCUUACACCUCUCGGAUCCUGAAACCUUACAUCAGGCGUGAUUAUGAGACAAAGCCACCCAAACUGCAGCUGCUGUCACAGAUUCGUUCCCACCUGCACAGGGACGACCCUCACUGGACGCCGGAGCCCGACGCACCUCUUGAUUACUGCUAUGUCCGGCCGAACCACAUCCCAACGAUAAACUCCAUGUGUCAGGAGUUCUUCUGGCCUGGCGUUGACCUGUCCGAGUGCUUGCAGUACCCCGACUUCAGCGUCGUGGUCCUCUAUAAAAAGGUCAUCAUCGCCUUUGGCUUCAUGGUUCCCGACGUGAAGUACAACGAGGCUUACAUUUCAUUUCUGUUCGUCCAUCCUGAGUGGAGAAGAGCGGGGAUUGCGACAUUCAUGAUUUACCACCUGAUUCAGACCUGCAUGGGCAAGGACGUGACCCUUCACGUCUCAGCAAGCAACCCCGCCAUGCUGCUCUACCAGAAGUUUGGAUUCAAGACUGAAGAGUAUGUUUUAGAUUUUUAUGAUAAAUAUUACCCCUUGGAGAGCACAGAGUGUAAACACGCAUUCUUUCUGAGGCUCCGGCGCUGACGUGAGUGCAGCUCUUCGCAGGGAGGCACGCGCGCUCAGCAAGAAGGGUCUUUAGGGGACCCACGGCGGGUACCAUCCCCUGUGGGUUCUGAUCUCUGCGAUGAGACCCCCACCCCCACGUCCCAGCAGAGAUGAGAGGCGUGGGCAGCGGGACAAGGAGAGCGCCCCUUCAGAGUCACUGUCCAGCCCUUUCUGGACGGGCCUUCGUCCCACACCUGAGACUCCACCGUCAGACAAGACCAUGGUGUGCCGGCCUCCAUCACCCACAGCCGUCAAGCAGGAAUGUCUAGACUGACAUCUUGAGGGGAAAGCAUCUACCCGCAUUUAAAGUGUGAGAAAUGUGCCCAAAGGGCACCGUGCUGUCCUGGGGCAGUGAGCGAUUAUGAUGGUAACGUGGUGGGACACCGGCCCAUUCCCAGCCGGGACAUAUUGUCACUGACCCAGGAGGACCCCAGGGCACUGAAGCUCCAUUGUCUCUCCCUGACUCUGGUCACAGUCAAAAUAAACCCAGUGUUUGUGUCUGAGUCACUUCGCCCGUUCUCCCACGAGCAUCUCCCGCCGGGGCCAUGGCCUGGGACUCGGUCUCGUUCUCCCGGCCUGUGAAGUGGGCUUGGGGUUGGAGCAGCCGUGCAGCUGCCGUUUCCAUUGUGCCCCUGUACGGAGGAGUGCGGUGGUGGGGUAGAACCCGCUGUGGACAGAAUCCGUCUCUGCAGGGCGAAGCUGUUGGUGUGUUUGUGGGUGUUGGAGAUGGACUGUCAGUCAGGUGGCUUUGGAUUUAGCAGGAACAUUUCCAAACGUAUCCGAUGUUCUCAAAUAAAAAUCUUUCUUGUGA